Fomitiporia mediterranea MF3/22 is the source of this 507-nucleotide messenger RNA. RefSeq lists its product as uncharacterized. The record is from RefSeq and is a predicted model, not a curated record. NCBI's taxonomy places the organism in Eukaryota, Fungi, Basidiomycota, Agaricomycetes, Hymenochaetales, Hymenochaetaceae. The transcript has a single exon. The annotation marks the transcript as partial. Gene Ontology annotation, molecular function: nucleic acid binding.
CAGUACCACAUUAAUCAUAUUCGGAUUUCUGUGUAUAACUCCUACACAAAUGGAAUUAUUGAGCAGAAACACUUGGACAUACAGGAAGCAAUUGUAAAGACAGUAGGAGACAAUAUUGGACAUUGGUAUAAGUACACACAUUCUGUGUUCUGGGCAGAGCAGAUUACAAUUCAGAAAGCAACUGGAUAUUCUCCUUAUUACCUUGUUCAUAGAGUAGAGCCAAUAUUACUGUUUGACCUGAAUGAGGCAAUGUAUUUGGUUCCACCCAAAGGAUCACCACUAACAACAGAGGAACUGAUAGUGAUACAAGUGCAACAAUUGCAGAAGAGACUAGACAACCUUACACAAAUGAUAGAAGGUGUACAGAAAGCCUGCAAAAGAUACACAAAGCAUUUCACAGAAGUCAAUUGUAAUUGGAUCAAGGACUACAACUUUGCUCCAGGUGUACUAGUGCUAAUCUGCAAUUCGAAAGUGAGCAACAACUUAGGACAAAAGAUGAAACCAUGA